AGGGCGGCUGCGUGGCUGUGGCGUGCCUGUGGGACGUAGAGGCCGCGGGGCGCAGAUACUGCCCGAUCGUCCUCAGGGAAUGGAUGGAGGGGAAAGCCGCCCUGGAGGCCGGCAGACUUAGUUUCAGGACCUCAUUUGCUCGCGUUUGAGAGGUGCAAACAUGGCCAAGUCCAAGAACCACACCACACACAACCAGUCCCGCAAAUGGCACAGGAAUGGCAUCAAGAAACCCCGGUCACAGCGAUACGAAUCUCUUAAGGGGGUGGACCCCAAAUUCUUGAGGAACAUGCGCUUUGCCAAGAAGCACAACAAGAAAGGCCUGAAGAAGAUGCAAGCAAACAACGCAAAGGCAAUGAGUGCGCGAGCAGAGGCCAUCAAGGCCCUUGUGAAGCCUGCAGCUGUUAAACCCAAGAUGCCAAAGGCCCCCAGCCGCAAACUCAGCCGCCUGGCUUUCAUCGCUCACCCCAAGCUUGGGAAGCAGAUUCGAAGCUACAUGGCUAAGGGUCGUAGGCUCUGCAAAUCAAAGCCCAAGGUUCAAACCAAGGCAGAGGCCACAGCUCCAGCUAAGGGCAAGGCUCCAGCUCCAGCUCAGGCUCCCAAAGGUGCCCAGGCCCCUGUGAAGGCCCCAUAGGAAAUGGUUCUACUAAUGUGAAGACAGACGGACUGGUGUGACACACCCACCUACACACUAUUUACAGAUGACCAGUGUCCUAUGCUGUUUUUACAAAUAAACCUGAGGCAAGA
Molecule: messenger RNA, 744 nt
Organism: Psammomys obesus (fat sand rat)
Lineage: Eukaryota; Metazoa; Chordata; Mammalia; Rodentia; Muridae
Gene: Rpl29
Product: ribosomal protein L29
Exons: 4
Coding region: 161-631 (156 amino acids)
Biological process (GO): cytoplasmic translation
Cellular component (GO): ribosome; cytosolic large ribosomal subunit
Molecular function (GO): structural constituent of ribosome
Source: RefSeq, a predicted model, not a curated record